CAUGUUGCCUGGAUUUAAUCCUCACUUACUUUCUGUGGCUCUUUGUAAGAUCUCUGAUCACUUUCAUUAAAGUUCUCACUGACUGUUGGAUCUCUUCAUAUUUUACAGUGAUGAUAUUUUCUGCUUCUGAGGAAGUGAAAAAGAACCUGACGGGCACUGUGGGAGGAAAUAUCACUCUACCUGACUCUGUGCAGGAGAAAGGAUAUCUGUCAUAUGGAAGAAUGACUAUUGCUGAUGUGAAAAGCGGGAUAUUUGACAUAUCAGAGGACAUUUACAAGAACAGACUUCAGUGGGACAGAAACUCUGGACUCUUUACACUCACAGAGCUGCAGAGGGACGACUCAGGGAUUUAUACUGUCGACUCUAAAACAGGAAAAGGUUUCACAUCAUCAUAUAAGCUCACAGUGUACGACUCUGUACCAACACCUAACGUGACAAAGCUGAACUCCAGCUCUGAGAGCUGCUCCUUACUGUGUUGGGUGGACAGAGAGACCACACUGCUGUGGUUUAAAGACGAGCAGAUGCUGAACCAGAGCAGCUCUGCGCUCUCUCUGCCUCUCACUGUGCACAAACAGGACUUCAACUCCUCUUACAGAUGUGUGGCUGCAAACCCUGCAGAGGAGAAAACUCUUCCUGUCCGUGUGAGAACCACCUGUGGAGACACAGACGACAACGACACCAACAGCUCGACUGAACCAAGAAACUAUAACAUCCUCAUUAUAAUCUUCUGUGUCCUGUCUGUUGUGAUGAUCAUACUUGCUGCUUUUAUCAUCAAGUCAAAGUAUCUUUCCCGAAACAAAACGAAGACAAACGGACAGGCACAAGGCAGGCUCCGCAGGCACACAGGAAGAGGUCCAAUAUAGUGAAAUACAAAUAAGCAACAACAGACAGGGAGAAAAUAUACCAGAGUCAUCAACAACGAUCUGCCACACCAGCCUGACCACAGUAUACGAUAAGCUGGAGGCCCAUCGCAUGAUCACGGACAACCAUGCUGAAAAUACCUGAGACCACGCGAGAAAUUCCCAACCGAGAGUUUCCAGAAAGAAAAUUUUCAGGUUAUUGUUUUUUGACUGAAUUAGUUGCUUUCGUUUUAUUUACAUUAUUUCAUUUAUUUUACGAACUGCAUGUGCCUCUGUGUCAGCCUGUUAGAUUUCUGUUAUUGAGUCUCACAUUUCAGUUGAAUUCACAGCAAAGCUUGUUUUCACUUCCUGCAGCUAAUAAAAAGUCUGUGCAUGAAGGAAUUUGGGAAAUGAGUCAAUGAUUUAAAAACAACUAACACACUCAGCUCAGGUACAGCUGAACUGGUUUCAUAGUUAAAGCUGUCGACUGAAUGCAGCGAAGCAGCCACGAUGUCCAAACAUCGGCUUUGUGUGAAAGAGCUCAACCGAGUUCCACUUUUGAGUUACACAAUUUUGUACCACAAGACGUGCAGCGAGUCAGUCUUGUUUUCUCCAUCCAGUGUUAAAAUGAUCUUCCUUGUUCAGCCCAGACUGUGCAGGCUGGUGGUGGCAUCUCACCCGGACUGUUGGCUGAUACUUUUGGUGAUUUAUGUUCAGACUGGUUCCAACAACAUUUCAUCCUUCAUGUGUUCUGUCUUGUUCUCCCACUCUUGGUUUUCUGUGUCUGUGUGUUUCCUUGGAAAUAUCAUAACCUCAUUUUGUAAAUAAACCUGUUCAAACCUUUC
Messenger RNA from Maylandia zebra (zebra mbuna), 1684 nucleotides. NCBI's taxonomy places the organism in Eukaryota, Metazoa, Chordata, Actinopteri, Cichliformes, Cichlidae. The record is from RefSeq and is a predicted model, not a curated record.